CCGGCUCCGGGAGCGGCGGCGGCACCAGCAGCAGCAGCAGCCCCCCACCCCCCCUUCCUUCCUCCUCCUCUUCCUCUCCCCCCCCCAGCGGGGGAUGCCCCCCUUGAAGCGGCUCCGCGGCGAGCCCCGGGAGGCGGCGGGGAUGCUGCGGGGCUCGGCCCCCCCCCCGCUGUCGCUGUCGCCGCUGCUGAGCGCUGCGGGGCGGCGGCGGAGCAUGGCCAGGGCGCCCGGCCGCCGCCCGGGGGGAGCAUGGCCGGGAGCUCGGCGACAGCCCCCGCCGCCGAGCCGCUGCCCCGCAGCAUCUUCAAGAAGUUCCUGGUGAUGCUCUGCUCCCUCCUCAUGUCCCUCUACGUCUUCUACUGCCUGGCCGACCGCUGCCAGACCCUGCCCGGACCCAUCAUCGCAGCCGGCGCCGCCUCGGAGGAGGAGGAAGGGGGCGGCGGGGGGUACCUGGGGGGCUCUGCCGAGCUGCCCCCCUGGCAGGCGGCUGCGGCGAGGAGGAAGCGGCUGCUGCAGCGGCUCAAGCAGCAGCAGCGGCGGCGGCGGCAGGAGGCGGCGGGGGCUGGCCCGGAGACGAUGCCCGGAGCCGGGAGGAGCCGCCCGGGGCGCUCCGGCGGCGGCGGGGGCAGCGCUGCGGGGACCCCCGGCACCCUGACAUCGCUGCUGGGGGAAGGCAGCAAGCGGCUGCCGCAGGCCGUCAUCAUCGGCGUGAAGAAGGGGGGGACGCGGGCGCUGCUGGAGUUCCUGCGGGUGCACCCCGACGUGCGCGCCGUCGGCGCCGAGCCCCAUUUCUUCGACCGCAACUACGAGCGGGGCCUCGCCUGGUACAGGGACCUCAUGCCCAGGACCCUGGAGGGGCAGAUCACCAUGGAGAAGACCCCCAGCUACUUUGUCACCAAGGAGGCCCCGGCCCGCAUCUCCUCCAUGUCCAAGGGCACGAAGCUCAUCGUGGUGGUGCGGGACCCCGUGACCAGAGCCAUCUCGGACUACACCCAGACGCUCUCCAAGAAGCCCGAUAUCCCCACCUUUGAGAGCCUGACCUUCAAAAACAGGACUACGGGCCUGAUCGACACCUCGUGGAGCGCCAUCCAGAUCGGCAUCUACGCCAAGCACCUGGAGAACUGGCUCCUCUACUUCCCCAUCGGGCAGAUCCUCUUCGUCAGCGGGGAGAGGCUGAUCAGCGACCCCGCGGGGGAGCUGGGCAGGGUCCAGGACUUUCUGGGCCUCAAGAGGAUCAUCACCGACAAACACUUCUACUUCAACAAAACCAAGGGCUUCCCCUGCCUGAAGAAGGCGGAGGGCAGCAGCAAACCCCACUGCCUGGGGAAAACGAAAGGCAGGACCCACCCCGACAUUGACCAGGAGGUGGUGCAGAGGCUGCGGGACUUCUACCGGCCUUUCAACAUGAAGUUCUACCAGAUGACGGGGCAGGACUUCGGCUGGGACUGAGGCUGAAAAAAAAAUAAUUUAAGAAAAGGAAAAUAUAAUAUAAUAUAUAUUUUUUUUACAUAUCAGUAGAAAGGGGGAAAAUACAGAAAAAAAAUAAUAGUUGUGCUGAAACAUGUUUCAUUCUGAUUUUUUUUCUUUUGACACUGCCUUGGUUUCUUUCUUCUCCCAGAGGGGUGGUGAUGUGUCCCACCACAGAAAGAGGCUGUGAACUGCAACCUGGUCCUGUUGACAUCCCUGAGGCUUGGUUGCUUCCUUCAGUGGGCCCGAGGAUUUGCACUGGCUCUGUAAAAAAAAAAAAAAAAAAAAACAUUCAGGUGUAGAAUUUUUCGAUGUCUUCAGGUCCACCCUCAGAGGUGAGCGGGGUGCAUGCAGGAGCUCAGAGCUGUACUGGCACAUCAGCCACAUUUUGGCUUGCAAACACCGUUUUAGACCAGACCUUGUCACGCUUGACAAUGAAAAAAACGGCAAUGUAAUAUUUAAUUUGGUUUUCAAAACCUUACCUUAGGAUAUUUUUUAUUGUAUGAAACCUUUGAGAAUUUUUCAUUUAUCCAAAUUUUGUUUGACUGUUGCCCCUCCACUAAAUCAAGCUCUUUUCAUCAACCAAACUUAUUUUUCAUCUUAUAGAAGCCAAAACCAAUGUUCCUUCGGUUUGUUUUGACAAAAAUAUUUGGUCACCAAAAGUGUAAUAAAACUAAUGAUUCUUUUAACUUUCCGAUGCAAACUGCCAGGUAGUCAAAAGACCUCAUUCACGGGAGCUGGCUCCAAACCUGCGCUCCCCAUCCCCAGGAACGUGCACCCCUCACACCAGGCUGACCACAGAGCGCUUCUCCCAGUGGGGCCCAUCUGAAGGGAGCUGGGUGAUGGGCAGGGAAGGGUCCACACUGAGAUGAACGUGGUACAUCUCUCUGGGAGGUGAUGGGAGACCCGCUAUCCCACCACUCGUACACAGGAAACAAGUUUACUGUGUCUGGUGGAUGAUAUUUAAGCCAUAAUGAAGAAUGUGCUGGGUUGGGUCAGUCUGAAAAGACAAAUGGUGGGGAAAGGGUUGUUUGGGAAAAAAAUGAACAAAAAUCACAUCCAGAAAGGGGGGAGAAUGAGGAGAAGUAGAUGGAAGGUUAAUUGUCCUUUCCUAAAGGAGAACCGAGGGGGAAGCAGGAACAAGAGCACUGGCUGUGCAGGGCUUUAAAAACUGUCAGGCAAAACAAAUCUUCUGUUUGGCAUAACCAGGAGCUUUAAAUUCCUUUCUUUGAUCAUUAUCACCUUUUUUUUGGCCAGCAGAAAUGGCUCAGAGACAAAAAUCUAUUAGUGAAGCAGGAUCUUGUAUUACCGCGGGCUCCUUAUCUGCUGGCUCUUUAUCUUCAGCAUUUGCUGGACUAGAGGAGCACCUAAUUAUUGCUUGGUGCUGCGUAACACAAUUAUGUUCCCUCAUUUGAGUUUAACUUUAAAAAGCCACUGAUGGGGUAGAGCAGACUAAGUGGGGAUCAGCUGGUAAAUCUGGUGAGGAAGAAGCCUGGGGUCCCUGCCCACUGGCUGUUGGCACACCAGGCAACAUCUUAAUGCAAUCACAGCACAGAUUUCAAGGAAUCCAAGGAGUAUUGUAGGAUAACCAGGGCUAAGACACAGACCAUGUAUCAGAAAAUGCCAUUCAACCCAAAAGAGUCAUUUCCACCUUGGCCAUCCACCUUGAUGGGUUAGGAAAACAACUGAGGACCAGGACAACCUCGUGGCACCCACUGCCACCUCAUGUGAUGAGCCACAGCCCAUCCUGGCUGUCUGGAGCCUUCCCUUCCCUCCCAUCCCUCUGCUCCUGAGGACGCGGAGUCCUGGGACAACCACUGUACUGUCCCUGAGGCACAAAACCUUCCCACCAUCCCUUCCCACCUUUCGCCACCCCUUCCCACCAUCAUCAGCCAAGGCACAAAGCCAGAGGCUUUCCAAGCUGAACAGAAGUGUCAAGCAGGUAGCUCCUGUGGUGUUUCAAGGAGACUUGGGGUGGGCUAAACUGCACAGGCUUUUGACAAGUAUAAAUAUCACUUGAGUAUGAUUUAAAAAAAAUCAAUAUAAUUAUAUUGCCACUGUCUCUCCUAUGGUCACAUUUAGACUAGUAUAAAGCUGCUUUAUAGCACUAGAGAUUGUUCUUCCCAUAUUGAACUAGCUCUAGCGAUAUGAAGUACCUUCCUACAAAUGAGAUUCUGCAACUGCCACCAAAUCACUGCCAUUAAACCCAGAUAGUUUCGGUGUGUACACAGGCCCAACUAUCACACGUGCCUUUAAAACACUGCCCAGCACACUGGACUCAACUCCAUGGGCACACUUUCCCAAAAACGCUCAGAUGCUUUACUUCCAUUAAUUUCUGAGGCUUUGACUCCCUCAAUGCACACCUAGUAAAACUAUUUGGGGAUCAGAGGCUGUAACUGAUUUUUUUGAUCUGGGCCAUAAGUAUUUUUUGAAAAUCCCUCCACGUAUGAACAAUGGCUUUUAAAAAGAGGUCAUGCAAUCAAAUCCCUUUGAACUCUAAUAACAUUUAAGCCUCUAAACUCUUUAGGCUUAUUUUAAAAUCCAGCCAUGAAGUUUAGAUUAUUUUAACCUAAGAAGAAUUGGAAGUAAACUGUCAAAACCUGCAACCCUCCUAGGCCCACAGAAUCGAGCAUCUUAUUAGGAGGAGAAAGCAAAAGCAGCUAUAAAUAAAAAUGAAAGUGACCUAUAGUGUGCUUUAAAAAAAAAAAAGGCAGAAAAAUCAAUACUUUAGUGAUAAGAAACUAAUCAGGUAUACUGAAGUCCUUCUGGUUUCAAUAAUCCAGUGUGCCAUUAGGCACUGAUAAAGCUUAUGCUUAUUAUAAACCACGUAACAUUUGGAUUUUUAGAACAUUUGUUUUAAAAGAAAAAAAAAACAUAAAACACCCUGAAUGUUUCAGACAACUUGGGUUUUCCUUUGCUGGUGCAGUUUGGCAGGAUGCAUCCCAGCCUCUGCUGUGGCUCCUGGUGCUGGGAUUUUGGGAAGGGCGAGGACGGGCUGUGGCCACGUCGCAGCGAGCUGUGUUCAUGUUGUGAACGUCAUCGACUCCCACCAGAAAGCUGCCACCUGAGAAUUUAUACAGCUAAAAGGAAUAUAAAGGCCAAUAUGCCAUGGAGAUCAGCGAAGGAGGCUCCUCCAAGUGGUAUUUGGGGUGGGCUUUGGGGUGCAAAGCCCAAUGGCCAGCGCAUUUGGCGAUGCCAACCUGCACUUAGUGGUCUUGACGCUCUUCCUUCUUAGCCUCCUCGGUUCUCUCGCACACACACACUAGCAGAUACAAUGUUAGGUCUCCAGAUCUGGGGAAAAAAAAUGCCCACUUUCUUAACCAUUAAAAAAAUUCUUGUUCAUAU
This is a messenger RNA of Cygnus olor (mute swan), 4812 nucleotides long. RefSeq names its product heparan sulfate-glucosamine 3-sulfotransferase 3A1 (gene HS3ST3A1). The coding region runs from base 250 to 1449 and encodes 399 amino acids. The transcript is spliced from 2 exons. Gene Ontology annotation, molecular function: [heparan sulfate]-glucosamine 3-sulfotransferase activity. The record is from RefSeq and is a predicted model, not a curated record. NCBI's taxonomy places the organism in Eukaryota, Metazoa, Chordata, Aves, Anseriformes, Anatidae.